Messenger RNA from Trypanosoma cruzi, 1197 nucleotides. RefSeq names its product 26S protease regulatory subunit, putative. Gene Ontology annotation, molecular function: proteasome-activating activity; ATP binding; ATP hydrolysis activity. The coding region runs from base 1 to 1197 and encodes 398 amino acids. The record is from RefSeq and is a predicted model, not a curated record. Gene Ontology annotation, biological process: positive regulation of RNA polymerase II transcription preinitiation complex assembly. NCBI's taxonomy places the organism in Eukaryota, Euglenozoa, Kinetoplastea, Trypanosomatida, Trypanosomatidae. The transcript has a single exon. Gene Ontology annotation, cellular component: cytosolic proteasome complex; proteasome regulatory particle, base subcomplex.
AUGCAGAAGCAAUUGGGGUAUCACGCCAACCCUGAGAGGGAGGAGCUGCGGCAGGAUGUCAUCAAUAAGACGGCGGUUCGCAAUGCCGCACAGGAGCGUCUCCGGGGUCUGAUGCAAGAAGUGAAGGCUCAGCAGGAGGAGCUGGAACAUGUGCAAGACCAAAUCAGUGCAUUGUUGAGUAUUGGACAAUAUGUGGGUGAGAUACUUCGACAGGUGGAUGAAGAACGUUACAUUGUGCAGAGCAUCUCCGGUGCACGCCACCUUGUUGGGUACAAAAAAAGCAUCAAAAGAGAGAAACUUAAAUUUGGUGCCCGCGUGGCUUUAGAGAUCAUCACACUGACAAUCGUCAAGGUGCUGCCGCGUGCAGUUGAUCCUCAGGUGUACAACAUGCAAAUCACGGGAGAUGAGAAGAAUGUUUCCUUUCAGGAAAUUGGUGGAUUACAGGAGCAAAUGCGUCAGAUGCGAGAGGUAGUGGAAUUGCCACUGACGAACCCGGAGCUCUUCCUGCGUGUAGGCAUCACACCACCCAAAGGUGUUUUGCUCUACGGACCCCCUGGAACCGGUAAAACGCUUCUGGCAAAGGCGAUUGCAUCAAACGUGGAUGCUGCCUUUUUGAAGGUUGUGGCAUCGUCGAUUGUGGAUAAAUAUAUUGGUGAAUCUGCUCGGGUUGUGCGUGAAAUGUUUGCCUAUGCACGGGAACACGAGCCCUGCAUCAUCUUCAUUGAUGAGGUGGAUGCCAUUGGUGGGAAACGCAUUGAUGGGACGUCCUCUGACCGAGAAAUUCAACGCACCCUGAUGGAGCUGUUGUAUCAACUUGAUGGUUUUGACAAGCUGGGAAAAGUGAAGGUGAUUAUGGCAACGAACCGCCCUGACACCCUUGACUCGGCACUCAUGCGGCCUGGACGUCUUGACCGCAAAAUUGAAAUUGGUCUGCCGAAUGAAGCAGGCCGACUUGAUGUACUGAAAAUUCAUGCAUCAAAGCUUACCAAACAAGGUGACAUUGACUAUGAUUCUCUCGUGAAGCUUUCGGAGGGAUUCAAUGGUGCCGAUUUACGGAAUGUGUGCACUGAGGCUGGUAUGUUUGCUGUCCGCGCAGGUAGGGAUUAUGUGACGAAUGAGGAUUUCAACAAGGCGACGCGCAAGGUUGCUGAGGCGAAGAAGCUCGAGGGUGCUCCGCAUCAGUAUGCCGAUCAAUAA